This is a messenger RNA of Drosophila erecta, 1566 nucleotides long. RefSeq lists its product as uncharacterized. NCBI's taxonomy places the organism in Eukaryota, Metazoa, Arthropoda, Insecta, Diptera, Drosophilidae. The record is from RefSeq and is a predicted model, not a curated record. The transcript is spliced from 3 exons. Bases 970 to 1254 code for a protein of 94 amino acids.
AUUAAAUCUUCACUAUUAAACUGCAAACUGCUAGAGGUUUCUAAGCCCAAUUCGAUUUCGAGAUAAUUAGUUGGCCAAGUGGAGCAUAAUUUUCUCUCUGUGCGUACCCCCACAUAUUUAUUGAUUAACUGACAACAUACGACGAAGAACAACAUACCCUACACCCAACCAUACAUCAAUAUCAGCUCCACCGAAAGAGGUCUUUACUCUUAUCGCAGGCGCGUGUUUACCUCCCCGUGAAUUUGAAUGCCGAUUUGUGUCGGAUUGCGCGAUUCGCACUUGUGGAAACUAACUGACUAUUUUACUGUCUUGGCGGCUUCGCUGAGAAACAGUGGAGCGUGGCUUGCGUAAUCCGUGCAUGAAAAUGGCAUUGGCCAAAUCAGGUUUUCGGCUAACAGAGCUCAAAUGCCAAGACGGCCAGCCGUGACACUCUUCCAUGCGGGUCGGCGGCAGCGGGUCCCCACUGUGGCCGUACUCAAGUGGACAUGGGCAUCUGGGAAACGAGUGAGUGCGCUGUGAGUUCAUUGAUUAAAAGUGCUCAGCUGACGUUGCCGUUUCUUUGUGAAUCUUAUCGGACCAGAGCAGCAACAAAAAUAGGAAAACCAAUUAAAAGCACCAAUACACCGGAUCGUAGGCCACUUUAUGCCAUGCCAAAACGAUCGUGUGUAAGCGGUGUAUUAUUGCAGAUAUGUAUGUUCCUACAUACAUAUGUACAUAUGCACUUGUACUUUCGCAGAGCUGGCAGUCACAAAGAAUCGCAUCGAAUCGGACCAAAGUCCAGUAAAAAAGCCCUGGCUGACUUGCAAAUCGCCAUAGUGCGAUCACUUUCCGUGCCGAUCGACGGCAAUCGCUGAACUUUAUCAUUCGGUGGCGAAAGGUGCUAAAAUCUAACUGAUCGGACCGGGUAGAGACCAAUCCGGUAUAGUGCCUUGAAAGGUUUUGCGUUGAACUUACUCCCAAAACGGCACAAUGACUGGAUCAGUCCAAGAUCCGAAAUGGAGCCUGGAGCGCCGUGAGUCAUCUGGCCAUUUGGUGUGGCGCAAGGACUCACCGGAGUCGAAAGUGCGUUUUCGGUUCGACGUCGAGGUCCUGGAGUUCGAGAGGCAUCCUCACGAGGAGCUGGAGGACAAGGAGGAUCACUUCUCGAUGACCAAUCUCUCGGCGACAAUGGCCAUGUGCGCCACCUGCGUGGCCGUGGUGGCGGUCUCCUUGUUCCUGCCCUGGUAUUUGAUGGAAAAAGUGGGAUCGCUUUAAAAAAACGGGCCUCAAAGGCCCUGCUUUUUGUAUAUAGAUACCCGGACGGUAUUAAGUAGACCCUUGUACAUAAACAAGCGUAGAUUUAUCUAUUUGUAAAUAGUACGUACGUUGUAUAUAGACCAUAGACCUGUGGUUUUUUUAAAGAUAGAGUUUGAAAAACUCUAGGUGCAAUACGAGUGCGACAGUGACUGCUAAAGCCAAACUAUGGAAUGUGGAUUUAAUUUUAGGACGUGUAAAUUCUCAUAAGUUUAGUCCUAUGAAAGAUCACAACGAUAGUUAAUGGAAUAAACGAAAUGCUUGCCCUUUAAA